AGUACUCCGCCGCAGUAGCCGCGAGAAGGCACGUGCUCUCUCCGGUUCCGAUUUUAAAAGCAAAGUGCACCCCACCCCAACCACAACACAACACAUACAAUGAAGACACGCCACUCACCGUUUCUGUCGGCACUGCUACUGCUGCCACUGUUAGCUCUAAGCUCUGCAGAUCCCACAACCAUCAUCUUCAACACAGUCGCCAGAGUUAACUUCGCCUUCGACAUCUAUUCUCUCCCAAUUCAGCAACUACCACUCACCCCUAACCAACAACUUCAACUCACCGAUGGCCACUCCGUCAAUUAUAACGGCCACUUCAUCUCCAAUGCUUCCGCUAUCCAACUCCCCACGCACUCUCCUCCUCUCCAUCUCGUUUACAUCACCGAGAGAAACGGCUCUCCCACUGUAUACUACGACGCCGUUUACACUUCCACCACCACAUGUAAAACAAGAUCCGCUCUGGAAAACACAAGAAUCCAAGUCCCUCUGUUACCCACCCACACUCAUCAAGUUUCCAUGAAAGACAGGCCCAGUGUAACCCCCGAUGGCCAAUAUUUACUAUACGUAUCCACCCACGAGGACCCGGGUGUUCCACGGGCCAGUUGGGCCGCAGUUUACUCCACACACCUCCUAUCGGGCCUCACCCAAAGGCUCACCCCUUACGGCCUCACUGAUUUCAGCCCAGCCCUCUCCCCCUCCGGUCUCUGGACCGCGGUUGCUUCCUACGGCCCCCACGGCUGGGCCGGGGAACUAGAAGAGUUCACAACAGACAUCUACGUUUUCCACACUCGCGAUGGAACUCACCGAGUCAAACUCGUUGACGACGCUGGUUGGCCCUCCUGGGCAGAUGACCGCACUCUCUACUUCCACCGCAGGGCCCACGACCAAUGGUGGAGUAUUUACAGAGCCAUUCUCCCCUCCGAAGCUCCCUUUUCCACUGACUCGGUACUCAUCGAACGAGUCACCCCACCGGGUCUCCACGCGUUCACACCAGCGACCUCACCAGGCAACAACAAGUUCAUGGCCGUGGCAACAAGAAGGGCAGGGUCAACGUUUCGGCACAUCGAGCUAUUCGAUCUGGUUAAUAAUGAAUUCAAGGAGCUAACACGCUUGGUCUCGCCAACUUCUCACCAUUACAACCCGUUUAUCUCACCGGAUUCAUCCCGAGUGGGGUACCACAAAUGCAGAGGAGAAUCCAACGCUCAGCUCUUACUCGAGAACGUUCAAAGCCCCGUCCCUGGUCUGUCUCUAUUCCGCUUCGCCGGUGAGUUCCCGUCUUUCUCACCCUCCGCCGACCGAAUCGCGUACACCGCCGUGCCGGGGGUUUACGUGGUGAACCCGGACGGUUCCAAUCUGCGUAAGGUUUCGGACGCGAUGGCAUUUUCCACCGCUUGGGACCCGGUUCGAGCGGGAGUGAUAUACACUGCGAUUGGGGAAUCAUUUGGUUCAGAGAGUUCCCAAGUGGAUAUAGUGUCCAUCGACGUUGACGAAGGAAACAGUGUGAAGAAAUUGAGCUUUGACGGGAGCAACAACGCGUUUCCGUCGGCCUCGCCGGACGGGAAAUGGAUCGUGUUUCGGUCGGGUCGGUCGGGUUAUAAGAACCUUUACAUAAUGGAUGCGGUGGGUGGAGAGAGGAAGGAGCUUCGAAGGUUGACGGAAGGUCCUUGGAAUGACACCAUGUGCAACUGGUCACCGGAUGGGGAAUGGAUCGUUUUUGCGUCGAACCGGCAUGCCCCGGGUACUGCGAGCUACGAGCUGUUCCUGAUCCACCCCAAUGGAAGCGGGUUGAGGAAGUUGAUGAAAAGCGGGUCGGGUGGGAGGGUGAACCACCCGCAUUUUAGCCCGGAUGGGAAGAGUGUAGUGUUUGCUUCGGACUAUGCGGGUAUAUCUGCUGAGCCAAUCUCCAACCCUGAUACCGCCUUGCCCUAUGGUGAAGUAUUCAGCAUUAGAUUGGAUGGGUCGGAUUUCAAGAGGUUGACUCAUAGCUCGUUCGAGGAUGGAACCCCUGCUUGGUCGCCAAAGUAUAUACCUUCGCUGAAUGUCGAGAAGCCCAAGGGUGGACCCUAUUGCUCUUUUCAAGAUUGUUAUUUUCUUAACAUCACGCUCAAUACCACAGGUGCGGCUGUGUCUAAGUCUCGAUGCGCUCUGUAACGGGUCUGUUACUAUGUAUGAUUAAAUGUGGGACAAAGUAUUUGUUUGUUUUAUUGUUAGAUAGAAUUAGUUACUUUAUAUUUUAGUGCUUUGAAAAAUAUAUUUUUACGUUUUGUUACAAAAAUGGUUUUUCAAACAUGCUCAAAGUUUUUAUGUUAAGAUUUAUGUUUCUGUCAAUAAGUAACCCUAUUAUUUAUUCC
This is a messenger RNA of Cajanus cajan (pigeon pea), 2348 nucleotides long. RefSeq lists its product as uncharacterized. NCBI's taxonomy places the organism in Eukaryota, Viridiplantae, Streptophyta, Magnoliopsida, Fabales, Fabaceae. The record is from RefSeq and is a predicted model, not a curated record.